Prorocentrum cordatum is the source of this 272-nucleotide messenger RNA. Lineage: Eukaryota; Dinophyceae; Prorocentrales; Prorocentraceae. The record is from the annotation of a GenBank genome assembly.
GCGCCGCGUGGUCGCCGUCGGAGGGCCUCUGCGUCGACCGCUCCGUCCGGGUCCUGAGCCCGCUGCCGGCGCUGCGCGUGCGGGCCGCCACCCCGCGCGCCGCGGAGUGGCUGCUGCACCAGCGCUUCCCGCGGUCGCACGGCUGCUUAGAGCUCCAGGUGCACCGCUUCAUCGGCAGCGCGUGCCCCUCCACGGGCGCCGUGGCGGCGGCGGACCUCGGCGAGGCGGUGGAGCUGUUCACGGCGAGGCUGCCAUUCGUCUGGGGCGCGCAG